AAACGGGAGGCGGUGAUUGGCACUCACUCACGCACACGACACGGUGUCCGUCCACAGUGUGGGAUUACAGAGGACAGCGGAGAGGAGUCAUUGACAGAACUGAAGGCACGACUGGAUUCAUAACUUUCCAAUCAACAUGUCAAAGGUAUUCAAGAAGACCGCCGGCAACGGACAUAUUGCCCUGUACUUGGGGAAAAGAGACUUUGUGGACCAUGUGGAUUCAGUGGAAGUAGUCGACGGUGUUGUUAAAGUGGACCCUUCUGGUCUUGACGGCAAAAAAGUGUUUGUCUACCUUGCGUGUGCCUUCCGCUAUGGAAGCGAAGACUUGGAUGUCAUUGGGCUGUCCUUCAGGAGAGACAUCUGGAUACAGCGUGUUCAGGUGUAUCCACCCACAGGUGAAAACACAGCCAAAUCACCAAUGCAGGAAUCCCUCAUGAAAAAAGUUGGAGAGCAAGGAUGUCCUUUCUCCUUCCAGAUACCGGCAAACCUCCCAUGCUCAGUCGCCUUACAGCCUGCACCAAAUGAUUCUGGCAAGGCUUGUGGCGUGGACUUUGAGGUUAAAGCAUACGUCGCCAACGCAGCCAACAAUGCAGAUGAAGUCAUUGAGAAGAAGGACACGUGUCGUCUGAUGAUUCGCAAAAUACAGUUUGCACCAGCCAGCAACAAGGCAGGACCCACGGCUGAUAUCACCAAGCAGUUCAUGAUGAGUGACAAACCAGUUCACCUGGAGGCCUCCCUUGAAAAAGAGAUUUAUUACCAUGGAGAUCCAAUUGCCGUGAAGGUAAAAAUCAACAACGAAACCACCAAGGUUGUGAAGAAAAUCAAAAUUUCAGUUGAGCAGCUAACAAACGUGGUGCUGUACUCAUCUGACACUUACACCAAGCCAGUCUGCUGUGAGGAGUUUGGGGAGACAAUUAACUCCAACUCUACAUUUGAGAAGUCCUUCCAAGUCACCCCCCUGCUGGCCAACAACAAGGAGAAGAGGGGUCUUGCGGUGGACGGACGGCUAAAAGACGAAGACACCCACCUUGCAUCAACUACUCUGAGUCAAGGAGACAAGGAGAUGCAGGGAAUCAUCAUCUCCUACAAAGUCAAGGUCAAUCUGAUGGUGUCUGGCGGAGGCCUGUUGGGUGGCCUAACAGGAAGCGAUGUCACUGUGGAGCUUCCUCUCACUCUGAUGUCCCCAAAACCUGCAGAAGUCGUAUUGGAUUAAAGCCUCUUUAGCUCAGGGCGGACAUCUCAAUCGAAGCCAUGGAGGACUGAGACAACCAGCUAAGGAAAAUCAUCUCUCUGACAGAGAACACAGAAUACAAAGGAACUCAACAACGAUGAAGAAAAGCACCAAGUGUCACCAAGUCACUACAAUGUUCUUAAUUCAUCUGUAAAUAUACGUUUUUAUUAGGCAUUACUGUGAGAACUCAAAAAGAGUCACUGAAAAGAGUCUAAACUCUGAGUGACAUUCCUCUGAUUGCCAUUAUAGCACUGAAUAGAAAUAAACAUGUGUUGAACAUUUUUCUUUGUCAAAAGGAAAGUCCCAUAGUAUGUAGUGUUAUGAAUACCAACCAUGCAGGCAUUUAUUUAUUCUUAAAGUUUAUUGCUGUGUCAUUAGAUACAUUGAUUUGUUGACUGAAUGUACAACUGUGGCUUGAAUAUCCCCAAAACACUCCUACUUGUAACAAGAGAAGUUAAUAAACAUAAAACACCUUUGUUUCCCUGAU
This is a messenger RNA of Epinephelus lanceolatus (giant grouper), 1718 nucleotides long. NCBI's taxonomy places the organism in Eukaryota, Metazoa, Chordata, Actinopteri, Perciformes, Serranidae. The record is from RefSeq and is a predicted model, not a curated record.